This is a messenger RNA of Paramecium tetraurelia, 2991 nucleotides long. RefSeq lists its product as uncharacterized. Gene Ontology annotation, biological process: peptidyl-threonine phosphorylation. The transcript is spliced from 8 exons. Lineage: Eukaryota; Ciliophora; Oligohymenophorea; Peniculida; Parameciidae. Gene Ontology annotation, cellular component: cytoplasm. Gene Ontology annotation, molecular function: ATP binding; protein binding; protein serine/threonine kinase activity. The record is from RefSeq and is a predicted model, not a curated record.
AUGGAGAUCAAUGUUGUAAUUUUAAAUGGAAAAUAAAUAAAGAUUGAAGUUCAAAUAGAGAAGACAACAGUGAAUGAUAUAAAAAAAAAAGUGAUGGAAAAAUCAGGAAUUAGAUUUGAGGACCUCGUAUUAAUCUACAAUAACCAAAUUUUGAAAAAUGACUAAACAUUAAAGAAUAGUGGAAUAGAUAAGGGUGUGACAAUAGAUGCUGAAACUGCAGAUACUCUAACAAAGAAGUAUAAGUAGAAAAUAGAGGAAGAGGUAAAUAAAUGGAGAUAAAAAUUUAGUGAAUAAUAGAAUUAAAAGGAAGAAUUUUAAGAGCAAUUAACAAAAGUUACGAACUAGAUGGAUCAAAUUAAGAAUCAAUAUUAAUAAUAAGUAGCAAAGGGUAAUGAAAUUGAAAUUACUAAGUUAAAAGCAACUAUUAGUGGAUUGGAAAUGGAUAAAACUGAAUUAUUUCAAUAGAUAUAAUAUUUUAAAUAAGAAAAACUAGAUCUUCAAUAAAAAGUAGAAGAUUUUUUAAAAUUGAAAGAGGAUUUGAUAGGAAAGACUUAUGAAAUAAAAGGAUUAUAGAAAGAAUUGGAAUAUGCUUAAAACCGUGGUAAUCAAACCAAAGAUGAUAUAAUUAGAGAAUUAGAUAUCUCAAGAUAAUAAAUUAGGAGAUUGGAGCAACAAAUAGAUGAAGUAAAAACAAAGAAUAAAGAGUUGGAAGUGGAGAAGGUGUAAUAAUAGAUGAAAAGUUUCAUUAGUUCUAAUUAAAAUGAAAAAUUGAGUGAUUUAUAAUAAUAAAAUGCUCACUUAGAGAAGAAACUUGCAGAAUGUAAGAGUUAGUUACAUGGUUUAUUUGAAUAAGUGAGAACUUUAUAAAGUAGAAGGGAUGAUGAAUUGAGAGCUUCCACAAAUAGAUUAGAUCUUGCAUCUGCAGAAAGGAUUUAGAAUUUUGAGAUGCAAAUAAGUAAAUUGACUGCAGAAGCGAAUUCUUCCAAAAAAUCUUUUGAAGAGAGCUAGAUACAGUUAGGAAAUGCUAGAAAGCAGUGUUUUGAAAAUGAUAAAAGGAUAAUAGAACUGGAGAAGAGUGUGGAAAGUCUUGCUAAUUAAUUAAAAGAGAAUAGUCAAGGAAUGAAGGAAAAGGAGAAGUUGAUAACAGAAUUAUAAAUUUAAAAGGAUGAAUUACAGAAAGAUCUGGACUUAUAUAAAAAGCUUCUGCAGUAGUAUAAAAACAAUGCUGAAAAGGGAGAUCCAAAAAAAAUGUCAGAAAUGGACAUUGAGAAUAAAAAAUUGGUGGAUGCUUUGAAUGCUAGGGAAGAGCAAAGAAACAAAGAAUAUCAAAGGGAGGAAUAAUAAAGAAAGAAAGAAUUAUUGGAAAGAUAAGAAAAAUUGAAGUAGGAGUAAUCUAAAUAGUAGGAUUUAAUGUAAAAAAAUAAAGAGUAACGAUAAAAAACAGCAUAAUUUUUAAAGAGGUAGAUGUUUGAAAGUCAUGGAAAGAUUGAGGUUUGUUUUCUGAUUGAUGUAACAGGAUCAAUGGAUCCAUAUAAAGAAUAGGCAAUGAUGUGCAUAAAAGAGAGUAUGAAGAACAUAAAGAUAAAGACAAAUAGAGAUGCUUUAUGGGCAACAGUGGCAUAUCAAGAUUUUGAAGAAAGGAAAUAAUUAGGAGGAAAAUACAAGUAACUAAAUUUCACUCCAAAUCCUAAAGAAAUAGAGGACUAUUUAUCAGAUAUUCCUUGCGCUGGAGGCGGGGAUGCUGCUGAAGAUAUAAGAGGAGGCAUAACACAAAUGGUUCAGAAUUUGGAUUGGAGUAAAAAUUUCAAGAUUGCUGUUUUGAUUUGCGAUGCUCCGACCCACGGUAAGAGAUAUAAUGGCGGAGUAGCCGAUCGAUACCCAAAUGAAGAUAUUGAAGAUGCUAUUAAUUUACUUAUUGAAAAAAACAUUUUAUUUGUUGCUAUCCUUUUUAAUAAGUUUACAUUACCAAUGUUUGAAGAAAUAAAGAAGAUUUAUUAAAAGGCAGAAAAAGAGGAAUUAUUACUAUUUGCAGAUUUAGAAAAUACAGAAUAAGGUAAAAUUUGGUAGGAACUUGUGGAUUUGGUUUCUCAAGCAUCUUAAAGAGCAACUCAAACAAAUAAUAAAGGAACAAGAUCUAAGUAGGCUGCUGCAAAUAAAAGAUCAUAAACCGGUGCGAUGGAAGCACUUUGCAAAUCGAUUAAGGAUCCAUCAAAAUUUGACGAAUUGCCAGGUGUUAAAACUGUUCUAGUUAAGUUUGGUGUUUAUCGUGUUGAAUUAAAAUAGGAUGCGUUUGAAGGAAAUUUGGAAAAUAUAAGGAGACUCGAUAUUAAUAGGGAUUACAGUGUUUAUGAAGAAGGAAAAUGGGAUUGUAUAAGAACUGAGACGUUCUUUGCAGUAGGUUAAAUGAAAUAAGUAUUUUUAAUGAAGAGAAUAAGCAACAAAGAUGAAUUAUAUGUGAUCAAAAUGCCACUUGGAGAUACAACUUAUAAGAGUUAGGAUGAAGCUGUUGUAGAAUGCAGAUCCCACCUCAUUUCAAAAUGUUUAAUGAAAAAGUAUAUUAAUGAAUUGCAAGAGGCAAGGGACAGAACUGACAGAACAAUCAAGAUUCCAGAUGUUAAAUAUUCAGACUUUUUAAUUUUGAAGGAUUUGGCAUAGGGAAAUUCAUAUUGGAUUGCAGAAAGAUUCUUUUCUGGCGAUUUUGUUAAGUAUAAUAAUAACUAUGGUUUUAUUUCAGAUGAAAAUAUAGACCUCAAUCAUUUGGCUUAGGGAUACUCCUAUUAUACAUAUUUCAUUUCAAAUUUCAAUUAUAUGGUUAGUGAUGUUCAAGGAGUUGGAAAUUACUUUACAGAUCCUGCUUUAAAUACAAAAGAUGGUAAUUUUGAUUUAACUGAUAUGGGACUUGAUGGAUAAUCUAUGUUUAUGGUUGCUUAUGGAGGAAAGAAGCAUAUGGGAAGAAAAUACUUGGAUUUAUUGGGUAUACCAUAACCAUGA